AUGGUGGUGUGGCAACAGUGGUCGUCCAUUUUCAAGGGCGUCGCGACGCCGUCUACUGUCCCGUCGACACUGAUUGUACGCACGCGAUACUGCCACCUGGGACCCAUAACAAUCGCACCACCUUUGAAAUCCAAGGGGUGCCGCAUUUGGAUAGCGCUUGAGCGAAAAUCAACUUCCGCAUCGCCCCAACAGAUUGGGUCCUCGGAAACCGUGUCGUGUGUUGUUGUGGCUCACACGUGUUCCGGACACGACACCGGCAACGCAUGCCAAGUGGGCCGUCCGUACACCUCUCCCGGUCCUGGCCUGCGCCAAGCGACGCCAAUCGGCACUAAUGUACUCCGGCCACUGUCCUCCGGCCCCGUUCGUGGGCUGGUGACGCACUCG
This is a messenger RNA of Iphiclides podalirius (scarce swallowtail), 384 nucleotides long. The record is from the annotation of a GenBank genome assembly. NCBI's taxonomy places the organism in Eukaryota, Metazoa, Arthropoda, Insecta, Lepidoptera, Papilionidae.